This is a messenger RNA of Magallana angulata, 4868 nucleotides long. RefSeq lists its product as uncharacterized. Bases 387 to 4868 code for a protein of 1493 amino acids. NCBI's taxonomy places the organism in Eukaryota, Metazoa, Mollusca, Bivalvia, Ostreida, Ostreidae. Gene Ontology annotation, biological process: DNA replication. The transcript has a single exon. Gene Ontology annotation, molecular function: nucleotide binding; DNA-directed DNA polymerase activity; DNA binding. The record is from RefSeq and is a predicted model, not a curated record.
UAUAUGUAGUUGUGGGAAUUCGUUAUUAAAUAUAGUUAAACAAUGAAAUUAAAAUGUAUGGCGACCCGUUCCAUGUACAAUUAAAUAAAUGUAUAGCUUACAUGUUGUUAUGGUAACUCACUUUUGUAAAUAUUGAUUGAAAUUUAUAUUUGAAACUGAAAGUACUUUUUCUUUCAAAAAAUAAAUAAAUUAAAUACAAUUACAAUUACAAUCAAAUAAAUGUAUAGGUUACAUGUUGUUAUGGUAACUCAUUUUUGUAAAUAUUGAUUGAAAUUUAUAUUUGAAACUGAAAGUACUUUUUUGGGGUUGUGAUUGUUAAUAAAAAUAAUAUUGAACAUUUUUGUUUUAGCGUAAGAGAGCAGGACUUGUAUCAAGACAUUCAAGAUAUGGAAUGGACCGUCUCGUCGCCUAGCUCCGCAGACGAAUUACUAAAGAAAAUCAACGAACAAUCAAACCCAAAAAAUGUUGAUUUUGAGGAUAUCAGGGAUUCCUCAUUUCACACAGAUCUGAUGAAUAUGGCCACCGAUAAUUUACAUGACCCUACAAACUUCGACUUUCAGGAAGUGGCGGACGGUUCUUUUCAUGAAGAAGACUCACUCAUUCAAGAUAUACAGGGAGAUCUAUUUGAUGGCGUAAUACAGAUUGGGGGCGGAAGGGACGAUUUUGAUAUUCAACUAUUGCAAGAAAAAGCAUUAAAGACAAUGGGGGUUAAAGAAGCUACUUUCGAGUUGACUUUUAAAGAUCAUCUCUUUCGACGGCCUAAGAAGAUGAAUGAAGCAAAAAAUCUUUUAAAAGAAGCUUUUGAAAACAUCAUAGAACAUGCAAAGAAAGACCUUCGUCCCGGAGAUAUAAUGAGGGCUGUCAUUCACAAUGAUGGAUUAGACUUACCAGUAUUUGUUCCCUUCCGACCCAUGGAAGACAUGAAUGCAGAGGUUAUGAUGAAUUGCCUGGAAAACGUCCUCAACAGCAAUGAGGAUAUUCCAUUUGACUCCUCUUGUCGAAUUGAUGUUGGGGCCAUUAAGUAUCCGCGUGGUGGGCGAGGAGUAAAGAUGGCAACCAUAUCCCAGAAAAUUAAAAAGAAGCUUUCGAUUGUCGAGAUUAGAAACCUCGACAACAAGUGCCUCAUUCGUGCUACUCUCGUUGCCCUGGCCAGUGCCUGUAAGGUUCAUCCGGUCGAGUUUCGGAGAAUUAAAGCUUUGUAUCCGACCUACACGACUGGAGAAAUACUCAUUCAUUUUUCUCGAUGCCCCACAUGGUAUUACGAAGAGCUGCGUGCAAACAAAAAGAAAGUACAAGACACUUUAACAGAGAGAGUCUGUGCUACCUUAGGUAUACACACAGACCAACCCUUGACCUAUGCAUACCUUUCACAGUUGGAAGAUUUCCUGAACAUCAAUAUCUAUGUCGUUAGUGCUCGUAUGGGAAGCGCCUUUUCGUAUGUUAGCCCCAACAAAGACGAGGAGCGAAAAAAAGUGUUUCUCUAUCACAACGACAUAGAUGGAGCUGAGCAUUUUCAUGCCAUCACGAAGAUUACGGGAUUUUUCAGUCGCUCAAGAUUCUGCACCCACUGUCUCAAACCUUAUGAAAAGCCUUACAAACACAGUUGCAUAAAACACUGCAACAUCUGUCUGUCCGACAACUGCGCUAAAAGAGAGACCAGAACGUGUACGGAUUGCCAUCGCACCUGCCGCUCGGAUGCUUGCUAUCUACGUCAUAAACUACCCAUGGAGGGGGGUGGUAUUCCUUGCGAGCUAAUGUAUAAAUGUACCGAAUGUCUUCAGACAUUUCAUUGUUCGGAACGCAAGCGAGAAGAUCAUCAAUGUGGCUACUACACAUGUAGGUCCUGUCAUCAGUAUGUAGAACCCGAGCACUUGUGCUAUACCAGGGCACACACGCCUUCGUCUCCCGUUCAACGGCAAUAUAUUUUUGCAGAUAUUGAGGCAUCUCAAAAAGACGAGCGCCUGCAAUGUGAAUUUGGAUACUCACCUCGAGCAAAUGUCGACUGUCGACGAUGUCGUGACCAAACAUGUACAGACUGUCGACUCUGUCGUCACUGUCAAAAGUCGCAUUGUGGUCAAGCAAGACAUUCGUUUGUGCUAGCUGUGUGUCAGACUGCCUGUUCUGUUUGUGAGCAAAACAAUCUGACAUCCGACAGUACGUGCUCGCAAUGUGGGGAUCGAUGUGGAAACUGUUCCAAGAUGGACAAGAAGACCAAGCAAUUUGUGUCUCCUCCCUGUCCUGACAAAUGCGGGGGUCGAGAACGUGUUUUUAAGACACUCUACGACCUGGGAGUUUGGUUGUUUAGCAAACAACACAAGGGAUUCACCGUGUUCUUCCAUAAUCUCUCCUAUGACGGCCAGUUCCUCCUUCAGUACCUCCUUUCACAAAGCAUUCGACCUUCGUUCAUCAUAUAUCGCGGAAGUAAGAUUCAGAUGUUUAAUGUUGGCGAACUCAACAUCAGGGUCUUAGAUUCGUUUAACUUCCUACCCAUGGCUUUAUCUAAGCUACCAAAAGCUUUUCAACUGGAAUCUCUGAAGAAGGGAUAUUUUCCGCACUUUUUUACGAGUCUGACAAACAUGAAUUACGUGGGUCCUUAUCCCCCCGUCGAGACAUAUGGUCCAGACGCCAUGACGGUGGAAGGUAGAAAAGAAUUCCAUGCUUGGUAUGACUCCAAAAUUGACAGUAAAGCUGAGUUUGAUUUCCAGAGAGAAAUUCUAGAGUACUGUCGCAGUGACGUGGACAUACUCAGACGUGCUUGCUUGAAAUUUAAGAACCUGUUGUGGGAAGCCACAAAUGGAGACGACGGGGAUGGUGUUGACGCCUUCGGUUCCUGCACCAUUGCGUCGCUAUGCAUGGACGUUUUUAAGACCAAGUUUUUACCCGAAGAAUGGAAGGUACUCGUUGAGGUAAACGGAGAUGAACAAUGGUUACCGGAACGACGACUCGAUGGUAAAUCAACUGUUUACUAUCAAGGACAAUGGAUUCCAAAACGAGAUCUCGGAUUGGUAAUCAAGCAAGAGUUGUUUGUAUCCUCCCCCAUCGCUCGACCUCCUCCCCAUGGCUACCACUCUCGCCUGAAUUACAGUAAGAAAUCUAUUGCAUGGUUGGAAUGGAUUUGUCAUAGCGCACGAAUCGAGGGGAAACACUUGGAGAUUCGGCAUGCUCUUACUGCUCGUGGCGAAUAUCACGUUCCUGGAACGCGGUAUUUUGUCGAUGGGUACACACCUCCUUGUCCAGAGAAUCCUAGUGGAGUAGUGUAUGAGUUUCACGGAUGUCGGUACCACGGAUGCCCCAUUUGUUACAAAAAUGGCAAAGAAUUCAUCAAUCCAAAUACAAACCAGACGGCAUUAGAAUUGUUCACUCUGACACAAAUGAAGGAACGCCGACUUCGAGAAUUGGGUCUCAAAGUAGUGGUUAUUUGGGAGCACGAAUUUGAUGCCAUGACUCAGUCGAACGACAGGUUGAAAGCUUUCCUCAAUCAACUGGAUUUGGAAGAUCGUCUGGAUCCCCGUGACAGUCUCAUGGGUGGGCGUACUAAUGGUUGCGUUUUGUAUAAACGAGCUGUGAAAGCUACAAAGAUUCACUAUGUGGAUUUUACAUCCCUAUAUCCUUUCGUCAACAAGACCUGUCGCUAUCCAGUGGGACAUCCCGAGAUAGUGACUCGAGACUUUGCUGAUCUCUCUUCCUAUUUCGGUCUUGCUAAAGUGAAAGUGAUACCCCCUCGAGGACUUUUUCACCCAGUUUUAGGUUACCGAACAGGGGGAAAAUUGACAUUUCCUCUUUGUCGAACGUGUGUAGAGUGUCAACAACAAGAAUCAUGCACCUGUACCGAGUCGCAGAGGUCUUGGAUUGGCACCUACUGUACACCCGAGCUCGAAAAAGCCAUCGAAAAAGGAUAUCAAAUUAGCAAGAUCUACGAAGUAUAUCAUUGGCACGAAACGAUGCAGUACGAUCCGAAAACGCAAACCGGAGGACUUUUUGCCUCCUACAUCAAUUUAUUUCUCAAAAUUAAACAGGAAGCCAGUGGGCGACCUUCGUGGGUCGAGUCCGAUGACGACCUCAAAAGGUAUGUGGAAAGUUACGAGCAAAGAGAAGGUAUCGUACUGAAUCCAGAAAAGAUUGAACAUAAUGCAGGUCUCCGAAGUCUAGCCAAACUUCUUCUAAACAGUUUUUGGGGAAAAUUUGGACAGCGUCAGAAUCUGACAAAGACUCAGUUUGUUCACGACAGCCAGGCACACGUUCUUUAUCAACAGAUGGUUAACCCCGCCGUGGAGAUUGUGGAUUUUCAAAUUGUAAACGAGGAAAAUCUCAUGCUGUCCACAAAACGCCUUUCCGAGGAAUUGUGCUUACCUGGUCAUACCAAUCUGUUUCUGGCCUCAUUUACUACCUGCUGGGCUCGACUGAAAUUGUACGAGUUGCUGGAUCAAUUACAGUCUCGUGUGUUGUAUUGGGACACAGAUUCUGUCAUUUUUACCUCAAAAGAAGGAGAUUGGGACCCCCCCGUCGGCGAUUUUCUGGGUGAACUCACAAAUGAAUUAGACAAGGGAGAUUGGAUCACGGAAUUCGUGUGCAACGGCCCAAAAAAUUACGCUUAUCAGACACACGCGGGCAAACGGGUGUGUAAAGUCAAGGGAUUUUCCUUAAACUUUGAAAAUGCACAAAAAAUCAACCUGGAGAGCAUGCGUGACGCCAUGUUCAAUAGAGAAGAUCCGCACACAGGAGUAUAUCAUACCCUCAAUUCGAACAAAAUCUGUCGCGAGAAAGUACAUUCCGAACUGUACACUCGAGAGGAGAUCAAGCAAUAUUCAUCAGUGUAUACGAAACGAGUCGUUCAGGCGGACCUGACCACCUUGCCUUAUGGCUUUUGA